Molecule: messenger RNA, 1908 nt
Organism: Chlorella variabilis
Lineage: Eukaryota; Viridiplantae; Chlorophyta; Trebouxiophyceae; Chlorellales; Chlorellaceae
Exons: 15
Coding region: 1-1908 (635 amino acids)
Biological process (GO): nucleobase-containing compound metabolic process
Cellular component (GO): mitochondrion; cytoplasm
Molecular function (GO): ATP binding; AMP kinase activity
Source: RefSeq, a predicted model, not a curated record
AUGCAGCAGCAGCACUUGCGCCGCCUUACGGCCACCGCCGCGGCGCAGACGCUGGCGGCAGCGGAGCCCUCGGCGGCGGCGCCGUUUGCGGUGCGACCGCCCGGCGCGGUCCGGCCGCUCAACGUCAGCAAGGAGCGGCUGAGCCUCAAGGCGCAGGUCAUCUUCGAGUCCAGCUGGAAGAAGAUCGAGGAGAAGUACAAGGAGCGGCUUGUGUGCCCGCGCGAGGUGGUGUGGCUCAAUGGCGCCCCCGGCUCAGGCAAAGGCACAAACAUGCCUUUCAUCAUGAAGAGCCGCGGCCUGAGCCGCGCCAUCGGCAUGAGCCAGCUGCUGGACACGAGCCCGGAGAUCAAGCACAUCAUCGACCGCGGCGAGCUGGUGCCGGACCACAUGGUGCUGGACGCGCUGCUGGAGGUCAUCCUCAACCCAGAGACCAACGACGGCGCGGGGCUGGUCAUCGACGGUUUCCCGCGCACCGCCCUGCAAGUCGACUUUGUCAAGCUGCUGCACGACAAGCUGAUGGCGCUGGGCCUGCAGCACGCAGACACGCCAGAGGAGCCCACCCUCCACGCCCCCACACACCCGCAGGUGGUCAUCCUGUAUGUGGAUGAGGAGGAGAGCGUGCGGCGGCAGAUGCGGCGCGCCCAGCUGGCCGCCAUGCACAACAAGCGGGUGAUGGAUGCGGGGACGGGCGACGUGUGGGAUGUGCGCACCACCGACGUCAACGAGGCGCUGUGCAGGCGGCGGUACCAGGUCUUCAAGGUGCGAGGCCGCUUCCACAGGCCGCUUCCAGCCCGCUGUUUGCUGCAGUUUAUUUCGGCCCACUACCACACCAUCCUGCGCCUCAAGUCCUUCUUCCCCUUCUCCCUCAUCGACGCCAUGGGCACGCUGGAGGAGGCGCGGCAGCAGAUCAUGCGCGAGCUGCGCUACCAGUCCAGCCUGGACCUGGAUGAGGCCACCUACGCCGCCAUCAGGCACCUGCCGCUGGCGCGCGACCUGGUGCGCGUGGCGCGGCAGCGCCUCGUCUUCCGCCUCGACGCCUACUGCAAGCGCGACAACACGCUGUUCGGGGACGUCAUACGGCUGAUUGACGCGGAGGUGAUCCCGGUGCUGAAGCAGUCGAGCCUGGCUGGGGCUGCUGAGUUCCGCACGCAGACGCCGCUGCUGAGCCGCCACCCGCACGCCGUGGACAUCAUGAUCGACGUGCUGUCGGACAGGGGGUUCAGCGUGGGCCACACGCUGGAGGAGCGGCUGGUGCCCCAGUCUGUGGACCUGGCCACCGGGGACAUCCGCCUGCGCACAGACCACGUGCACGGCGAGGAUGUGGCCAUCGGCGCCACAUUCAUCCCCAAGCACAUGGUGCGGGAGGAGGGCAACCGGCUGGCGGAGUCACGGGUGUGGAGCCCCGUGAAGACCAAGAGGCAGGAUGCGGCGGCCAUGGUGGCGGCCACGGCGGCAGCGGGGGACGAGGAGGAGGAGGCGGGCGGCGGCGGCGGCGGCGGCCACGGCGCAGGCAGCGUGCCCGCCGCCGUCACCAGCCGCUCCUCGGCGCCCAGCGGCCUGUCGCAGGUGUCCACGCCGGUGCAGGCGGUGCAGCGGCGGCAGCGGCAGCAGCAGCGGAAGCAGGCGCUCAGCGGCGCCGAGCUGGAGGCGUACGAUCAGGCCUCCGCCAGCCUGGGCUCGGCGCAGCGGCAGGAGGCGCAGGCAAGUCGCGGCGGCCCCGUGCGGGCCUCCAAGAGCGGCGAGGAGGAGAGCGCGUACCUGCGCUCCUACUUGCAGCGCGGCCCCAACAGCGCAGACCUGGGCGAGGGGGAGUGCGAGGAGUCGGCGGCGGCCAAGCGGCACCGCGAGUACGAGCUGCUGGACCAGUACGGCGCGCUGCUGGAGGCGAUGAACGAGCGGGAGGACUGA